Molecule: messenger RNA, 8369 nt
Organism: Lepisosteus oculatus (spotted gar)
Lineage: Eukaryota; Metazoa; Chordata; Actinopteri; Semionotiformes; Lepisosteidae
Source: RefSeq, a predicted model, not a curated record
GACGAAUUCCGAUUAUAAGAAAUUGUACAUGACUAGUAAAGUAAAGCGUAUGAUGUACACGAGCUCCUCCUUGAUUUCUGCAGUUGUCAUCCCAGCGAGAAUUCCGAUCGCGAGCUGUGACGCAGCGGCACCUCCGAGAGAUCUGCUUUGUGCGUUGACUGCGGGUUCCUCUUGACUCGCCUGCCUGUUCGUCUCCUUCGUUUCCCAUGUGCUGAGCUGUGGACUAACGCUGCCAUUUAACAGGGGUUCAUCUGCCCUCUCUGUAUGAGCUCUUACCAAACCUCCACCGGGCUGUUUGACCAUUACCAGAGCGAGCACGGAGAGGCAGACGCACAGCAGCGAGAGCGGCGCCCCCCGCCGGCUCCCAUCACCGGGUUCAUCUGUCCGCAGUGUAUGAAGUCCCACGCCUCUGCCGAAGAGCUCUUUAAGCACUAUGAAGCGUUUCACGAAACUGCCAAUCAGUCUGGUGGUCACGGGGGACUGUCCGUCCAGUCCACAGGAAGCAGGGAAGACGUAGCAAUCCUUCGACAAGAAGUGCAGGAUCUCCAAGCUUCACUUAAGGAGGAGCGAUGGUUUUCUGAGGAACUGAAGAAAGAACUGGAAAAGGUUCAAGGGCAGCUGAAGCAAGGUCCACAUACUGAUGGAGUAGCAAGUGCUGAAUCAUCAGAGAUGCAGUCGCUGGAACUGAAGCUGCAAGAUGCUGAAACGGAAAAGUUCCACAUCAAGCAAAUGAAAGACUUGUUUGAGCAGAAAGCGGCACAGCUGGCCACUGAGAUUGUAGACAUCAAGUCCAAAUACGAUGAGGAGAAGGGCCUACGAGAGGCUUCGGAGCAGCGAGUCCUCAGCCUGUCCCAGGACCUGCAGAAGGAGAGAGAGGAGAAAGAGAAACUCCACACAGAGCUGCUGCAGCGGCCCGGCGUGGAGGAUGUGGAGGUGCUGAAGAGGGAGCUGGUGCAGGUGCAGACCCUCAUGGACAACAUGACCCAGGAGCGAGAGCAGGAAUCCGAGCGCCUCAAGAACCAGUACAAGCAGCUGCAGGCCGAGUACACAGCCUCAGAGGUUCGUAAACUUGAGACUACGAUAUCCCAGAUGCGGGCGGAGCUGGAGAAGGGUCCCCAGGAGGUGGCUGUGUACACGCAGCAGCUGCACAAGCUGCAGAGCUCCCUGAAUGGACUUCAGCAGCAGAACCAGAGUCUGUCGGAGAAAUUGUCCAAGAAAGACCAGGAGUGCCGGGAGCUGGAUGAACGCCUUGGCGAGGAGCUGGCCAGCAAGAAGAGCCUGCAAGCCAGCCUGCACCAGAAGGAGCUUGACUGCCAGCAGCUCCGGGCCCAGGCCUCGUCCACGGACGCCUCUCUCCAGAGAGCCCAGGCGGAGCUCAGCGAGAGAGGGGAGACCAGCCACAAGCUGAAGCAGGAGCUGUCGGAGCUGGAGGUCAAGCACCAGCAGCUCAAAGCUGAGUUCAAGCAGCUCCAGCAGCAGAAGGAAGAGAAGGAACAGCAAGGGCUCCAUCAACAGACUGAGAUCAACCAGCUGCACGCCAAGCUGCUGGAGGCGGAGCGCCAGCUCGGGGAGGUGCAGGGCCGCCUGAAGGAGCAGCGGCAGCUCUCGGGGGAGAAGCUGAAGGACCGGGAGCAGCAGGUGGCCGACCUGCAGCUCAAGCUCUCGCGGGCCGAGGAACAGUUGAAGGAGAACGCCACAAAGUCGACUGACUUGCAGCACCAGCUUGACAAGGCUAGACAGCAGCAUCAGGAGGUGCAGGCUCUGCAGCAAAGCACCAACGCCAAGCUGCGCGAGGCCCAGAAUGAUCUGGAGCAGGUGCUGCGUCAGAUUGGUGAUAAAGACCAGAAGAUCCAAAAUCUGGAGGCCCUGCUUCAGAAAAGCAAAGAUAACAUCAGCCAGCUGGAGGCAGAGAGGGAGGACCUGUGUGCCAAGAUCCAGGCUGGUGAGGGGGAAACCGCAGUGCUCAGUCAGCUCCAGGAGAAGAACCACGCACUGCAGGAGCAGGUCGCCCAGUUGACCGACAAGCUGAAGAACCAGUCGGAGAGCCACAAGCAGGCCCAGGACAACCUGCAUGAGCAAGUCCAGGAGCAGAAGACGCACCUGCAGACCGCGCGAGACCGCUGCCUCUCGCUGGAGGCCUCCCUCAAGGAGAUUAACGCCCAGCUCGCAGAGAGCAGAGAGAAGGUGGCCCAGCUAGAUACUCAGCUGAAGGCAAAGACCGAGCUGCUGCUGUCUGCUGAAGCUGCCAAGACUGCCCAGAGGGCUGACCUGCAGAAUCACCUGGAGACAGCCCAGCAUGCACUGCAGGACAAACAGCAGGAGCUGACCAAAAGCAAAGCUCAGCUGGAAGAGCUGAGUGCCAAGCUGCAGGACAAGCAGGAGUUCUGCAGCCAGCUGGAGAGCAGUCAGAAGGAGUUCAGGGAGAAGCUGCUGAGCUCUGAGCACAAGGUGGAGCAGCUGGAAGGGCAGGUGAAGAAGCUGGAGGCGGAUCUCCAGGAAGUGAGGACCAGCAAGGGGCAGCUUCAGCAGGAGCUGCAGAAACAGAGGCAGCAGGUCUCUGAAACCGACAGCCGAGCAAAGGAGCUCAGCAAGCAGCUGGAUGCAGAGAAGAGGGGGGCUGCAGACCUGAAAGAAGAACUGCGGAAGAAAUCCAGUGCUCUGGAAGAGACGACGCAGAAGCUGAGCAAGAGAGAGGAAGAAUGCCAGGGCCUCAAGCAGAGCCUGGAGAAAAUAUCCCAAGAGGCCAAGACACGGCAGGCUGAGCUAGAGGCCAGAGUUCAGUCCCUAACGGGGGCCCUUCAGAAAACACAGGAGGAAAAGGAGUCUCUCUCGAAAGAUCUCUCGACGGCCAAGGAGAACCUGUCCAACGUCUCGCAGUCUCUGAAAGAGACACAGGCUCAGUUUCAGAAAGAGAGACAAAGUGCAAAGGCUUCGCUGGACGAGAAGGAAAAAUCUCUUCAGCAAGUCCGACUGGAGCUUCAGAAGAAAGCCGAGUGUGCUUCUAAAGAAAUCAGUGAAGUGAAAGGUCUUCUCCAAAAGAGGGAAGAGAGCGAGAAGGAGCUGAAAACCCAGUUGACGUCUCUAACAGCACAGCUUUCAAAGGCACAAGAGGGUCUGAAGGAGAGGGAAAAGAGCGAGCGGCAACUUCAGGACAAGUUAAACACAGCCCAGGAGUCCUUCACCCAGGAGAUAAAGAAGCUGGGAAACCAGCUGAGUGAUUUACAAGCUCUCCAUUCCCAGAAGGUUGAUGCAGAGGGUAAACUGAAAGAGCAGGUAACAGCAUUGUCACUAGAGCUUAGUGCAGAGAAAGGACAACGUGCUGACCUCCAGAAGAGAUUGGAUAGCACCAAGGACAGCCUUGAAAAACUGCAGUCUGACUUGUAUGGGAAGGAAUCUGAACUAUCUGCUAUCAGGCAAGAUCUCAAGGCUUCGGAGGACAAGCUGGCUCUUGCUCAGGAAGAGCUGCUUGCGAACAGGAACCAGCUCAGCAGCUGCACCCAGUUGAUCCAAGAGCUCAAAGCCGCCAGGACAGCACUGGAGCAAGACCUGGCGAAGAAGGAAGAGAAGAGCAAGCAGCAGGAGAAAGCUCUGCAAGAGGCACGGAAGGAAAAGGGGCUGACAGACGAGGAGCUGGCGAAGGUGAAGUCAGAGGCUGCAGACCUGAGUGAAUUGAAGACCGAACUGGAGCAGGAAGUGAGCAGGCUGAGUGAAGAGUUGAAGACAUGCAAGGAGAAGGACCUCGCGGACCUGAGAGAUGCCAAGCAGCUGCUGAUCCAGCAGAAGCUGGAGAUCCAGGGACAGUUGGACAGCCUCCGCUCGGCUCUGGAGCAGCAGAAGAAGGAGUUCCAGGCCACGCAGGAGGCACAGAGCCACAGAGAGGAGGCUCUGAAGAAGGAGCGGGAACAGAUAGAAGCCAAGCUGGGUGCGGAGCUGCAGUCCCGGGAGGAGCUGAAGAAGAGGCACGAGGAGGCGGAGGCCCGGCUGAGCCUGCAGGCCGCGGCCCUGAACGAGAACCUGGGCACGCUGAAGAAGGAGUGGCAGAGCAGCCAGCGGCGGGCGGGCGAGCUGGAGAAGCAGGCGGACGAGCUGCGUGGGGAGAUCGCCGUGCUGGAGGCCACCGUGCAGCACAACCAGGACGAGCGGAGGGCGCUGCUGGAGAGAUGUUUGAAGAGUGAAGGGGAAAUUGAAAAGCUGCAGGCCAAAGUGGUGGAGAUGCGAAGGAAAUUGGACGACACGACGGCAGCAAUGCAAGAACUGGGAAGGGAGAAUCAGUCGCUACAGAUUAAGCACUCCCAAGCUCUUACUCGGAAAUGGGCUGAAGAUAAUGAAGUACAGAACUGUAUGUCCUGUGGGAAAGGGUUUUCAGUUACCGUCAGGAAGCAUCACUGUCGACACUGCGGGAAUAUCUUCUGCGCUGAAUGUUCAGCCAGGAAUGCCUUAACUCCGUCGUCCAAGAAGCCGGUCCGAGUCUGUGACACUUGCUUUGAUGAGCUGCAGGGAUGAGGACAUUGACGAGCCCAGAUUGUCCACCACAUUUGUCUCAUUUUACACAUGCACUUGUAUGUACUUUGUAAACUACUUAAUAUUCCAUAUUAACAGCAAUUGCUGUGUUUUAUAGAGCGUUUGGCAUAGGAUCGCGGGGAUUAAUGUUUUUUGGUUGUGUUCCUGGUAGUGCCAAGAGCAGGCUGGCUUUUUGGCACUACAAUCCCUGAGAUAUUGUGUAUAGUGAAGACUGUCAGCAAAAUAUAGCAUAAAGCAAAGGGAUGGAUUUGAUCUAUAUAGUGCCUUUAUUACUGAUGCAGCCAUAUCGAAAUAGGGUUCUAGAAGAGGAAAACAUUCUGUGUAAAUAAUUUCUGGCUCGGCAUCAUUGGCUAUGACAGUGACAUGGUCUAUUUUAGAUUAAAUCAAUCCAAAGUGGAGCUGAAGAACAUCUUGCACAGAUGCAUUGAAUGAGACGGAAUGCCUUUUCAUCUGUAUGCAUUUUACAAUUACACCUGCCCAUGUGACAUCCUGUAUCCAGUGUCUACCUGUGCCAAGUGACCACUUUAAAUUUCUCCCAACAAUAUUUUUGGUUCAGUUUAAUUGUAUUGAGUGAUCAACAGUCUCAGUUCAACUGGUAUUUUUUUUAUUCCAUACAAGAAGUGCCAGAAGGAUAGUUGGUUGUCCACAAGUUGAAAAUGCCAGCAAAUGUAAGACACAUGCUUUUUAUUAUUUAAAUUAGACUUUUUUUUACCUUAUGUUUGUCAUCUCCUUCAUAACCUUUACUGAUCCCUGAAGGAUUUAGUGCAAUUACAGCUGAAAAAUACUAAAGUCUAUAGCAGUGAUUCCCAACCCUUACCUGGAAGAACACUGUCUCUUCUGUAUUUUGCUUCUGCUGAGUUCUUAAUCACAAGUUUUCUAUCGGAGGCAGAUUUGUAACUUUGCUUUCAGAUCUUUAAAGGCCCAAUGUGGUAAGGAAUCGGUAUCAACCCUUACCAAUUUCUGAGUUUCAGAAGUGUCGUCAGUUAGCUCUGUUGCCUAAAAUGUAAUCAGUUGGACCACUGUGGAAGGAAAAAAAAAACAGUAAUGUUGGGAGUGUUUGAUACAGUGAUAUUUCCAACAAGAGAACUGAUUCACUGGUAAGAGCUGUUCAGUCAUAAAUAAGGGUCAGUAAGUUGAGGAGAUGCUGUGUAAAGUUCUGUGUUCUAAAGUUGUUGGGAAUAGUACCCUUGAGGUAGGGUAUCUUUGACACUAAGGACUGACCAAAGAAAACAAGUUAAACGGAAAUGUGAACAAGAAAGCGCAUCAGUUAAGUCCUCAAUUAUGAGAGCUGAGCUGGAAUGAAAAUCGGCAGAUGGUGUUCUCCAAGCCCAGGGUUGGGGACCCCCGAGAUCCUGCAGUACUAAUGGAAAAAUAAGCUUUUUAACUUACUUUGCCUUAGCUGUUUUCGGGUUACAUUGUUCAAUCUUUUUGGUGCAUUUAUAAUGUACUCAAUCUCCAGUGGUAAGGGAAAGCAAACUAGAUGAACAGAGUAAGGUGAAAUUGUGGGCCCUGUAUUAAGAGACCACCUGUGUUAAACAACCAAUUUCUGACUGUUUUCUCUUAAUACGGGUUUGACUGUACGCAUAUACAUGCACAAAUAUAUAUAUAUAAUGUAACUAUGUAUAUACACUUACAUAGGCUUUCACUUUAGAUUGAAGGGAGACUGAUAUGUUAAUUCAUGGAAUUGAUUUGGUGAUUCUAGAGUGUGGUAAUUUGUCUUUUUAUUUUAAAUAAAGGCAUGUGUGAGAUAUAAAGUAAGAAAAGGUCUCCAGGCUAAGAAUUUCAGAGGUGCCAGCUAUGGAAUUUCAUUUAAUAACCAAAGAUUGCAAUGUAAAGAUUCACUUGAUUUGAAAGUAUUUAUCUUGUUCCCUUAAAUGUGUUAGAGAGCACGGUAGGUGAGACACAAACCCUUUCUGUUUUAUUCUGCCAUACAAUAGCUAUAUUUUAUUCUUUUAAGGUUUUGCUGCAGUUCAUAUGAAAGAGAUUAAGUAAUGUCAUUUACAAACUUUGCAUUUUGUUCACGCGCGUUUCCAAGACCUUAAGCACGUGCAGAAUUGUGAUCCACAUUAAUGUACAGUAUUAACCUAUUUUGCAAUGCUGCUGUUAUUUAUACAAAGUGGAAUGUCUUUUCUUUCUUGCGUUUUUUAAAUACAAAAUUUGGUGCUUGUUUCAAAAUCUGUUAUGGUAUAUGCAGACUGGGUGUAACUGGUUUUAAGUCAUGUAUUUUUAGUUGCAUCAAUGCAUCUACAGCUGUUUAUAGCAGUUGCUUUAAAACUGACGGUACUUCUAAACCUGCGAUAUGAAGCAAUAAUCUUAGUUCUCUUCGUUUAACACGCUGUGGAAAUGUCAUAGGCCAAUAUGCAGCAGGAACACGGUGUCGACCAUAAUGGACACUGCAGGGCGCUUGUCCUUUUCAUCACAGACUGUGGCGUCAGUGCUGACGAAAUGGGUCUCUUGGGGCUCGGCUGCACCUGCCUUCUGAUUCCACAGCUGCUGUGGCUUUGACAACCUGGCCAGGGCCCUCGGCGAGUGGGACCCCACUCAUCAACAUGAUGAUCAACACCGAGCAGAGGGAAGGGAAACGCGAGACUUGUUCUGCAGCAGUCGCAGGCUCCAAGUGGCCAACAGCGCGUUACAACAGUUGUUUGCCUGCAUCAGUUCUGACAGAGGCCUUUGUACAGCUGUAUUAUGAAAUCCCACUUCUUCAGUGUCCAGUAAGAGCUCUCUGAAGUGCUGUGCAAUGUGCAUCUCACUGUUUGCAAAGUCUCAUUCUAACCUAUCCUGAACCAGUAACUUCACAUUUUUAAGUCAGGCUUGUUAACAAAGAUGGCAGUGAAGCAACCUCUGGAUCAAUAUCUCGGUGGCUUUUUUUUUAGUCUACCUCGUUUUGUUUUGUGGAAUAUAAUUUCUCCUGAAUGAAUAUAGAAGCCCACUGACUGAUCGGUCUGUGACCAGCUUCUUUAGCUUCAGUUUAACCAGGCCUCUGCUGUGUUUACUUUCAGAGAUAUCUCAAAAAGUGUGAGAGGACAAAAUUCCAGCUGGAAAUUGGCUCUGGAGAGCCUUGUCAGAAAGAGGUUAAAAAACAUGAAAUAAUUUCUACAUAGUUUUGAAUUGUUUUAUUCUGGAAUGGAGUUCCAUACUAUAUGAUAUUUGUUCACACUUUCCUGCGAUCUGUUCAGCUGAGUAUUGCACAGCCACAAAAGUGCCACCACCUCCUUGUUUUUUUAAAGUGGUAUAGUUAAUGGAAUUCUGUCCCUUGGAAGUUACCUGUAUUUUUUUAUUGUGGACACAGUGCAAGACCGUUCAGUUCUCUACUUAAACUCUUUCAGUCUGUUGCUUUUAAGUCUUGGUUAUCACUGCAAAUGAUGUUAAUAUUCUUAUGAGAAGGAAAAAAGAUGACUGAUUUCUGUAAAAUAAAAAUCCUGUAAAAUAACACCUGAUUUUAAAAAAAGAAUUUAGCGAUUACAGAUGUAGGAAACGACUGUCAUUGUUGUCUUACAAUGUAAUGUUUAUUUAAAUUAUGACACUACACACUUAAUUGUUGAUGGUUACACCUUGAUGUAGAUCUUCAUGCAUGAAUUGUCAAUUUCUGAAUUGGCAUUCAUUGGCCAUUUCAAAGUCCAACAAUCUGCUUUGUGUUAAUGUAGUUGUGCCUUAAGUCGCAAUUUUUUUCAUGUUUUUAUCUUUUGUUCAGCUGAGUUCGCAGACGUGCUCAGUUAGAUGUUAGACUGCCACUUUAUACACAAAUGGAUCAGUGAAUUCAAUUAUUGUCAGGAAGCAGUGUUAUGUCCAGAUGUAACCUUCAUUUUCUAAUUGCUAAUGGUAAAUAAAAUUAGGUGUUUCUCUUU